Messenger RNA from Acinonyx jubatus (cheetah), 3430 nucleotides. RefSeq names its product chromosome X CXorf58 homolog (gene CXHXorf58). The record is from RefSeq and is a predicted model, not a curated record. Bases 154 to 1284 code for a protein of 376 amino acids. The transcript is spliced from 9 exons. NCBI's taxonomy places the organism in Eukaryota, Metazoa, Chordata, Mammalia, Carnivora, Felidae.
GGCGCCCAGCGACUUGGGCUGGGAAUCCUCUGCUCCGAGGGCGCCGGGCGGGGGCGCUCGACGGGUAUCGAGCUGCUUUUAAAGUCUCAUGGCCGGAAGUCGCCGACCUCUGGGGCCUGGAUUUAUCUCACAAAAGAGUACUUCGUCAGGAAAAUGAAGCACUGGAAGUGCUUCUCAAAGGCAUCAGUUACUGAUGUUCUGAAACCAGAUAAGCCAUGCUCAGGAAAAGACCACAAAGUGCAUUUGUCAAAUACUGUAAAGGGAACGGCAGUACAACAAACUAAUAAAGAUAUUUCAGCCCAAAGGAUACAGAGAGCUUGGUUAUCUCAUAUGGACCAAACAAUAUUUCAACUCCUAAAGCACACGAUUCGUGCAGCAGAACUUCGUGUGGCACAUCAAAUACUGAAGGAAGUGAGCCCCUUAGAGGCUGAGCUUGUGAAAGAUCCUAGCAUGAAGUGUAAAGUUAGAUUCAGAUUUAGUGGUGAAACAUUUCCACCUGUCAUCGUAUUUAAAAUUUUUCUUCAUACCGAAGGACAUGGUUACAACUAUUUCAGUGGAAAAAAAUUCUUAAAGCCAUCGAGUGAGGCAGUGGCCGAUGCUUGCAAAAUAAUGGGGAAAAGGAGAUUUUGUCAUCAAGUUAUGGAAGAGGAACGUUUUUUCCAGAAGUUCAAAAUAACUGAUGAAAUUGAUAUUGUCACCCUGCAAGAUUACAUGCAAUACUCCAGUCUUCUGGAUGAGACUCCUGCAUCCUAUGGUGGCAGAAAUAACUACUGGCGAAAAUUAAACCUCAAAAACAUCCCCAGGACAAUGAUAAUAUAUGACAUAGUUCAUUAUGCAGAGUCUGGAAUAAUCUCACACCGUCUACAAAAAGAAAUGAAGUAUCUGUUACAGAAGCCACAAACGGAAGAGAUGCGUAAGCACCAGCUACGGAUUGUUUCUGAAGUUAGAUGCCCUUCAUCCUUUCCAACUAGCCAACCUUUGUAUGGGCCCUACCAACAGCAGAGUCAAAUUCAACAUCUGGGUCGUCGAUCUAAGCAAGCUCAAAUGAAAGUUGAAAAAAUGAAAAAAGCUUACAAGAUGGCUAAAGAAAAAAAUGCUUCUGUGGGGACUGAACCACAGACAGAUACAUCACGUACAAAGCAAAAAAAGACAGUCAUCUUCUCCUCCCCAUCUUCUGACAUCAUGAAAGUUGAACCCAUGUCAGAUGAGGAAUUGAAAAAAGAAGAAAAGGAAUUAUUUGCCUGGUGUCAAGGCUUAUGUAUUAAUAGUUCUCCAUCAUAUUAAUGCACAGCUAACUGAUAGAAACCCAAAUCAUUUAACAAUGUGCUUGUCUUGCUAAUAUGAGUAUUAAAGGACAAUGAAAUGUCCACAAGCCCUCAGGAUGCUCUCUUAACCAAAUAAAUGUGUGACCGAUUCUUAAGCCCUUUUUGUAUUACUAGAAGUACAAAUAUUUUUUACUGACAAAAUUUUAAUCUGAAUAAAUUAUUUCUAGUAGAUGCCCUCGAACUAGCUGUAUACAGUUUGAGUCAAGAAAUGAUGUGCAAAUUAGUCCCUGGAAUUUUUAUUCAAUUUUGAUUUUCCUUCAUUUUUGAAAAGCAUCUGAACAGGUCAUGCUUAGCAUAAAUAUCAGAAUUCACAGAAGAAAAGGUUGCUCUUGAGUCAGCUUCCAGUUCCUUUUUUUUUUUAAACUGCCAUGUUGUCUUCACAGAGCACCUUGUGAUAGACCUAUUCUAAAUUAUAAUAAAAAUAAUAAUGAAUUUUUUGCUACAGUAGGCAUGACAUAGCAUACCUAAUCAUUAUCCAGGAUCCUAAGGACCUGGGGCAGAACGUUGUGCAUGCUUUCAACUUGUAUGUGAAUAUUUUUCAAAUAUUAAAAUUGUUUUGAGGAAUAUUCAUCAAUUUCCUUUUGAAUUGAUAAUUUUAUUCCUGAUAUAGUAUAAAUUAUUGAUACUUCUUGUGAUCUAGGCUAUUGGAUUAUAUCAAACCUUACCAGCAGCUAUGAUAAUUAAACAAAGUGUAUUCUUUAUUGAACUAUAAAAAUACAAUUUUUUAUUUGGUUUACAAUUUAAAAUGUGAAGAUCGACUGCUGAUUUAACUCAGGCAAAGCAGCCUAUAAAUGAAUCUCAUUUGCUUUUAAAACAUCCUCUCUUUUUAAAAAAAUUUUUAAAUGUUUAUUCUUGAGACAGAGACAGAGCAUGAGCGUGGGAGGGACAGAGAGAGAGGGAGACACAGAAUCCAAAGCAGGCUCCAGGCUCCGAGCUGUCAGCACAGAGCCCGACGGGGAGCUCGAACUCACAAACUGCGAGAUCAUGACCUGAGCCGAAGUCAGAUGCUUAACGGAAUGAACCACCCAGGUGCCCCAUAAACAUUCUCUCUCUCUUUUUUUAAAUGUUCAUUUAUUUAUUUAUUUUGAGAGAGAGAGCACGAGAUGAGGAUCGGCAGAGAGAGAGAAUACCAAGCAGGCUCCGUGCUGUCGGCACAAAGCCUGAUGUGGGGCUCGAAGUCACAAACCGUAAGAUCAUGAUCUGAGCCAAAAUCAAGAGUCGGACGCCUAACGGACUAAGCCAUCCAGGUACCCCUGUUAAAACGUUCUCUUAAAUGAUAAGGAAUAUUGGAGUAAAUGCAUAUGAUUCCCACUAGAAUAUAUUUAAUAUAAACAUGUACUCUUCACUAUAAUAUAUUAUCAUUUGAUAUCCAAAAUUAGGAUGGACAAUCCCCUUGUUUUCAGACCUUGUACUGGACACUGGUUGAAUAGAAAACACGUAUUUGUCCUCAUGAGUCAUAUGUACUGUCAUUCAUUAAACUGGGAGGCAGUCCCUCAUUCAAUCAAAUGUAUAUCCAGUUCAGUCUAUCCAUAGUAUGUGUAACAACAAAACUAAGGAAGAUUUGAGAUAACAAGAUGAAAGAAGAAGACAAAGGAAGGACAGAGUCUUUACAUUUCAGGGCACCCACUUCUCAUAUUUCAUUGGCUCUGACUUUGUCCCACUUCAAUGCCUCGCUACAAGGGAGACUGGGAAAUGUACACUUGUUUGGGGCAGAUAUGUACCCAACCAAAAUUCUAUUGUUAUAAAAGAAAAGGAUAAUGGAUAUUAAGGCAUAAGUAGCAUCAGCUGCCAGACAGAGUUUAUGUCUUCUAUUGAUUAUCUUAACUCACAUUAAACAGUGUAACCACAUCACAGAAAAUCUUUUUAAAGGUAGAAUUACACAUGAUCUCAUCACUAUAACAACGUUUUCAUUUGCUUUUAUCUUUCUAAUCUAAAUACACACAUAUUUGGGGGCACCUGGGUGGCUCAGUAGAUUAAGUGUGUGACUCUUGGUUUCAGCUCAGGUCAUGAUCUCACAGUUUGUGGGUUCGAGCUACACAUAGGGCUCUGUGCUGGUGGUGAGGAGCCUGCUUGGGACUCUCUCUCUCUCUCUCUCUCUCUCUCUC